Messenger RNA from Hermetia illucens (black soldier fly), 1776 nucleotides. RefSeq names its product probable cytochrome P450 9f2. The coding region runs from base 107 to 1720 and encodes 537 amino acids. Lineage: Eukaryota; Metazoa; Arthropoda; Insecta; Diptera; Stratiomyidae. The record is from RefSeq and is a predicted model, not a curated record. The transcript has 4 exons. Gene Ontology annotation, molecular function: heme binding; iron ion binding; monooxygenase activity.
UUCUUGGUGGUACCUGUGGCCUGUGGCGAAUUAGCAAACGCGAAAAGAUAUCAACGGAGUUAUUUUUGAUAAAUUCGUUAUUAGCGUUUCAGUUCAAUCAGUCGUGAUGAUUGGGGCCGUGUUAUCAGUUCUGUGGUCCCAAUGGACUUUGUUUUUGGCUAUUUUACUUUUCGUUGCCUAUAAAUGGCUAACGUCCACCUACGAUUUUUUCGAGAAAAAAAAUGUGCAAUAUGAAAAACCGACAAUCUUUUUCGGGAAUUUUAGAGGACUGCUACUCAGACAAGAGUCGGUUUUUGAUAUGUUCAAACGGAUUUACAUGAAAUUUAAAGAUUACAAAUAUUAUGGCAUGUUUGAACUGCGCAAACCAAACCUUAUGAUUGCCAGCCCUGAAAUUAUUAAACAAAUCACCAUCAAGGACUUCGAUUACUUCCUAAAUCAUAGAGCUGUUUUCGACUCUGAAAAUGAGCCGCUCUUCGGUAACUCUCUGUUCGCUUUAAAGGAUCAAAAGUGGAAGGACAUGCGAGCCACCCUCAGUCCAGCUUUCACCGGGAGCAAAAUGCGUUCAAUGUUUCAAUUUGUGGAGGACUGUAGUCAUAACGCCAGCAAAUUUUUGAAGUCGGAAGCAAAAGACAAAGAACAGAUAGAAAUCGAAUUGAAGGACUUUUUUACCCGCUUCACCAACGACGUGAUAGCAACAUGCGCAUUCGGGGUUCAAGUAAAUUCGUUACUAGACAAGGAUAAUCAAUUUUAUCUUAUGUCGAAGAAAGCUACGAACUUCUCAGGAAUUGCGGUUAUUAAGUUCUUCCUGUUUUCGAGUUUUAAUGAGAUAAUGAAGCUCCUCAAAGUAAGGUUUUUUGAUAAGAAGUUCUCGAAAUACUUCUACAGUCUCGUGUUGGAUACGAUGCAAGAAAGGGCCAAAAAAGGAAUCAUACGCCCGGACAUGAUUAACCUUCUCAUGGAAGCUCGUAAGGGAGUUCUGCAGUCAUCCGAUGUCGGGAAACCCGAAGUGGAAGACGGUUUUGCCGCUGUUCAAGAAUCGAGUGUAAGCCAAAAAGCAGUGGACCAUAUUUGGACCGAUGACGUCUUGGUCGCCCAAUGCUUCGUAUUCUUCGUCGCCGGUUUCGAGACAUCAUCCGUUUUAAUGUGUUUCUGUGCCCACGAGCUAAUGGAGAACCCCGACAUCCAGCAAAAACUAAUCAAGGAAAUCGAUCAAGUUCGUGAGGAACUGGGAGAUAAACCUUUAACAUAUGAAGUUCUUCAACGAAUGCAGUACAUGGAUAUGGUUAUAUCAGAAACACUGAGAAAAUGGCCACCAGCAUUAGUCACAGAUCGUGUCUGCACCAAACCCUAUGUAAUUCGUGAUAAUGAAGGCGAAGGCGUCAAAUUGGUCCCAGGAGAUUCCAUUUCAAUACCCAUCGUUGGCUUGCACCGUGACCCAGACUAUUUCCCCAACCCAGAUAAAUUCGACCCCGAACGGUUUAGCCCGGAAAAUAAAGACCAAAUAAAACCAUUUACUUAUAUACCAUUUGGGGUUGGUCCGAGGAACUGCAUCGGUUCCAGAUUUGCAUUAAUGGAAGCUAAGGCAAUUAUCUUCCAUUUGUUAUCGGAAUUUACUUUUGAGGCUUCCCCACGGACACGCAUCCCGAUAUCUUUGGACAAAAGUGGUUUCCAAAUCAAACCGGAGGGCGGGUUCUGGAUCAGGUUCAAACCUAGAGUGUGAAGUUACUCAUUACUAUGACCAAGUGUACUAAUCGAAAUAAAGUAAUAGGAUAGCGA